AUGGACCUAAACGACCAUCUCGAUAUCCUUGGGCAACAACCGGGACUAAAUGUAUACACACAAAUAUGCUCCUGUUACGCAGUACCCGAUGCCUCUUCAUACUCGGCGAUAGUCAAAAUCCUAGAAAAUGGACUCUCGAGACUAUCAAAUGGCUUUCCAUGGAUCGCAGGCCAAGUCGUUAAUGAAGGCGCCAGCAAAGGAAACACAGGAAUAUUCAAAUUCGCACCACUAGAGAAGACACCUCAUCUAGUGGUGAAAGACCUCCGAGAUGACCCUUCAGCACCAACGAUGGAUAGCCUUCGAGAGGCCCAUUUUCCUUUCCGUAUGUUGGACGAAAGUAUCAUUGCACCAAGAAAUACAAUUCCUGGAAAUGGUGGAGCAGAUCUAUCGGAUUCUCCGGUAUUGAUAGUACAGGUUACUUUCAUCGUUGGUGGUUUGAUUCUCACUUUCCUCGGACAACACCAGACGAUGGACGGGACUGGUCAGGGAGAAGUUAUUCGCUUGUUUUCGAAGGCUUGUCUUGGAGAGUCUUUUAGCAGCGAAGAAUUAUCAACUGGAAAUAUGCCGCGAGCGAAUAUUACCCCUUUGCUCAAUGAUGAGUACAAGCCAGGGUCCGAAAUUGAACAGUUUCUGACGAAACCAAGUCCAGCCGCAGAUGCACCACCUCCGAAAUGCAGUUGGACAUACUUCUCUUUUGAAGAUGCAGCACUCAAGGCUAUCAAAUCGCUCGCUACAGCGAGUCUCACCUCAGGAUUCGUCUCGACGGACGAUGCACUCAGCGCUUUCAUUUGGAAAUCCGUCGCUCGCGCUCGUCUGCAUAGACUCGAUCCCUCAGCAAUAUCGACAUUCGCUCGCGCUGUGAAUGUACGGAGCCAUCUGGGUAUACCUCAAUCAUAUCCGGGACUCCUCCAAAGUAUGGUAAACUCUACCUAUACAGCUCAAGAACUCGUCAACGACACAUUAGGAAGUGUAGCUUCUAGACUCCGCUCUGCCUUAGAUCCAAAAACAUCAGACCUAGCAUACAAAACCCGUGCUCUGGCGACAUUCCUCAACCGAAGUCCAGAUAAAAAUAUUGUCUCUUUCACAGCGAUGGCUGACCCGUCGACAGGCAUUAUGCUUAGCUCUUGGGCGAAGUUGGAUAGCUAUGAUUUGGACUUUAAUUUGGGAUUGGGACCACCGGAAUCGGCGAGAAGGUCGCAUUUCUUCCCCGUGGAGAGUUUGAUGUAUCUGUUGCCUAGAAGGGCGGAUGGCGAGAUUUCGGUUGGGAUGUGUUUGAGGGAUGACGAUAUGGUGAGGUUGAAGAAUGAUGAGAUGUUUACGAAGUAUGGAAAAAUUAUUGAGUAGACCAAUUCUAGAGGUUGUAAGAGAAAGAGAUAACGGCAUCAAAGUCAAGACAGGUUUCACUCCAUAACUGGUACGCUUGAAAUUGCGAAUAGGUAGAAGUGUGCAUGGAUGGCCGAGGAGAAUUACAAGCUCAUGUUUAUAUCACGUGUCGUGCAAUGAUUAGGUAGUGCGCAAUCUCAUUUGAUUGGUGGUUCUUUUGCUUUUUUAUUUCUUUCUCGCUUGUAGAAAAUCGAUCGUAAUUUCAACAUUCCAGUUGACUCAGAUUAGUCAACAUUGAACACGUCCCCAAAUCGCGUCUCGUUAGAAAAGGUACGGUAGCAAACACCUCCCAACUAACACUAUUUGCGACUAGAAUGGAGAAGAAUAAGUCCGAAAAGAAAAAGACCCCGCAAGAUCCCUCCAAGGCAAUAAAUCGCAGAAAGAGGAUAAAUCAGGAACGCGUCAUUGCCGAGGAGAAAUACCGCCGCGACAAGGAAAUUUGAAGCACCCGCAUAUUUCCAGACUGGUUCUGGCGUAUCUUCAAACUUCCUGGCUUUAACGGACUUGUUAACCCAGAUGCCUAUGAUGAAGAUAGUUCGGAGCUUGACGAGCCCUUACCAGAACCGAAACUAGAUGACGAAGAGGAAGAGGAAGAGGAAGAAAACAUCGACGACCACGAGUAUCAUUAUGAGCAAAAAUCAGAUUGGGGAAAUGACUCCAAGGCUGCACACUACGUUUCUAUGCAACGCGCACGCCAUGAUCGAAAACGAGAACUCCGACGAGAACGUAUUGAGCGGCAAGAUAUGGCAGCUCGCUGUAUCAGGAACGAGAAAGAGAAGGAAACCGUGGUACGAACCGCUUAUGCUGGAUGUAAGAAAGCCCGCAGGAUUGCGCAGAGAGAAAGGAGGAUUGUGGUGUUAGAUUCGAUCGAGGGCCGAAAGUUUGCGCUGUUCUCUUCGUGUCAUGCUGAAAUAUGGAGUUCAAACAUUUGGGAUCGGGGCCCGAAUUGGGUCUCGUUUAGCUCUGUAGAUACGUCGAAGACUCUACUAGCCCGACGAAGGACUAAUGGGAAUGUAAAAUACGAAAAGGGCCCACUGGUUCAAAGCCGUAUUCAACUAGGUCGGAACCUGUAUCACGUCAGCACCUUUCCUCUUCCCAGUCGCGCGAGCACCAAGAUUGUCAAGGCUAAGUGUGGUAAAUCCAACGUACAAUUUGAGUUCUUUGUGAAUGGAUACAUCAAAAUGAGGAUUCCUCGGGAGAUCAUAUUGGAGAGUCUAGAUAAGAAGCCAAAUUUGCCUGUAGAUCUUGAGUUUUCUGGCAUCAGGUGUCUGAAGACGGUAGAGGAAGUAGUGGCUCAAAUGCGUCCUUCAUCGCCCCGAGAAUCAUUCUUUGAUAGAGCUCACUUUAUGGGUUCGUGGGGUGGAUUUUAA
Molecule: messenger RNA, 2753 nt
Organism: Hymenoscyphus albidus
Lineage: Eukaryota; Fungi; Ascomycota; Leotiomycetes; Helotiales; Helotiaceae
Source: the annotation of a GenBank genome assembly